Messenger RNA from Puccinia graminis f. sp. tritici CRL 75-36-700-3, 2193 nucleotides. RefSeq lists its product as uncharacterized. The coding region runs from base 338 to 1573 and encodes 411 amino acids. The transcript has 6 exons. NCBI's taxonomy places the organism in Eukaryota, Fungi, Basidiomycota, Pucciniomycetes, Pucciniales, Pucciniaceae. Gene Ontology annotation, biological process: fungal-type cell wall biogenesis; carbohydrate catabolic process. The record is from RefSeq and is a predicted model, not a curated record. Gene Ontology annotation, molecular function: mannan endo-1,6-alpha-mannosidase activity.
GGAAGCCCCAUGGGAUUUUUCCUGAUUUCUCAUCUCGCUCAAAUCAAUUUUACCCGUUUGCCAGGUGCUCUAGGGUGCCCUUUGUUGGCGAUCUCUUUUCCUUCGGCCCACUCCCAACUUUCCGAACCAACUAUUCUUGAAGGAUUGAUCAUUUCUGUAUCAGCCUUCCACACAUCAGUCUCCCUCCUUAAUAGUCCUUCUCUUCGCUAGUCAACCUGACUAUAUAUUUGACGCAAGCCGUAGCCUACCUUCCUUAGCCAAAGCUUACAUCUUUCUCUACCUGGACAGUUGAAUAAGAUCAAAGUCGAAAGCUUGCCUCCAUCGAUACCAAAGGACAAUGCGCUGCCUGUCUGGUAUCAUCGCAAUCACCCUGGUCUCUAUCUCUGGAACGCAUGCGUCGCUUGAGGCCCCCUCCUUCGACGUGCACAAUAUCCAACAGUUGACGGAGGCAGCGUGCGCGGCAAUGGAAAAUCUGAUGUCCUACUUCACCCCUAAUUCUAGGGGAACUUUCAACGAGACUGUCACUCCAUGGCACGAAUCGGGCAUGAUCUGGGGCUUGAAUUUUGACUACGCCAGGUGGACUGGAGAUACUAAAUACUUGGACAUCGUAACCCAAGCCUUGGUCAAUCAAUCAAAUGGUGAUGUACAUGAUUUUCUCGCCCCUGGGGCCAAAGAACAGUGGAACGAUGACAUUUUGUGGCCCAGUCAGGCAGCUGUCGCUGCUGCCGAAUUUUAUGGUCCGGGUGCCACGCUACCUAACAGUACCGUAACCUGGAUAAGCCUUGCCGAUAAGACCUAUCAAGGAGCCGCAUCCCAGAAGGAUGACAAGUGCGGAGGAGGGAUCUACUGGUACCGAGACAGAUCAGUCCCCCGAGGAGCCUACAAGGCCUUGAUCACUCACUCAGAGUUUAUCUCACAAGGGGCUCGGAACUACAUGAUCACCAAAGAUCCUGAAACACUCGAAAAGGCCAAAUGUAUCCUCGAAUGGGUGAUAUCCUCAGGCCUAGCGAAUCCUAAGACUGGAUUGUUGAUGGAUGGAAUGUCGAUAAAAAACUGCACAGAUUUCACCACCUACCAAUGGAGCUAUAACUAUGGACAGUGGCUAGGCUCACUCGCUUGGAUGCACAGAGCAACGGGAGAUCAAAAAUACCUCGACAUGGCCACCCCAUAUUUUGAUUACUCUCAGCGAACCUUUGCCGCUUCCAACACCUCGGGCAUCAUCUCAGAGCUCUGCGAGCAUAAUGCAGCAUGCAGCCGUGACCAGAAGGGCUUCAAGGCAGUCUACGUGCGAAAUCUCGCAUACCUCCACCGGGAGACUAACAACAGCACGAUGAAACAAGCUAUCGAAAAAGUCAUCGACACCACCGUUCAAGCCAUGGCCACCCGUUUGUGUGAUAAGGAUUGGAACUGCGCUGGGAAUUGGACAACCGAUACCCAUCCCAUCAAAUUCGUACGCGCGCAACAUGUCAGUGCGGCUUUGUUGGUAGCAGCUGUAGGUAUUCACGGAGGGAAUGGCCUCGACACAAACAUACGCGACGAACACGCUCAUGUUAAGGCUGGAAAGGCUAUGUAAUAACACCGAAAAAAAAAACAUCAGUCACCUUUCACGUCGAGGGUUUCGGCCCAACAUCACGAUUUCUUCAUCUCCUAUGCCCCAAGUGAUGUCAAUCGUUCCCUCGUAGCUCCUCGCACACUUUGUCAACCCCCUGCUAGAGCAUACUUUUCUCAUCCAAACGACCGAUCUUUAUGAAACGGUUUGACUCGCAUAACAAAAAUAGAUUUGUCGAGACUAGCCUUCUAUAGACUAACAGUAAUAACUGGAUGACUUCCCGUCGCGGUUUACAACCCUCCCAGAAUUUGAUUUACACCCCCAAGAUCUUAAUUUUUGAUAAAAAACAGUAUUUUUUCAUAAGCCUUGGGAAGAUAGCUCUCAUGUGAGCUGGGUGGAAUUAUGAUUGAGGUGUAAAUUUAGGACUGGGGAGUGCUUAAAAAGCACUCUAAAUGGCGACGGGAAGUCCUCCACUAUCGUUACAUUAUCCUUGGAAACACUUAGAAGUCUCUUCAGUUCGGUUUUUUUGUAGUAGUGGUUUUUUAUUCGAUGCUGUAAUGUUUUGAUUUACAUCAAGCGAGGCUAGCUUUCUGCCGCCUAACCCAGUCAGCUUAAUUUAUUUCAAGGCCUCUCCUUAGUUUUUG